Molecule: messenger RNA, 1663 nt
Organism: Canis lupus familiaris (dog)
Lineage: Eukaryota; Metazoa; Chordata; Mammalia; Carnivora; Canidae
Gene: CORO1A
Product: coronin 1A
Exons: 11
Coding region: 161-1546 (461 amino acids)
Biological process (GO): cell migration; actin filament organization
Molecular function (GO): actin filament binding
Source: RefSeq, a predicted model, not a curated record
UGCCACCCCUAAGGAGGCGGGCAGCGGCGCUUCUCAUUCAUUGUCUUGACAAGAGCAUCCUCAGCGGGCAGCCUCUGGCUCCGCCAGCGCCUUCCUCCUCCUCUUCCUCCUCCUCCUCUCCCUCCUCUAUCCGGGGGGUCCCUCCUCUCUCAGCGGCAGGAUGAGCCGGCAGGUGGUCCGCUCCAGCAAGUUCCGCCAUGUGUUUGGACAACCAGCCAAGGCUGACCAGUGCUAUGAGGAUGUGCGUGUCUCACAGACCACCUGGGACAGUGGCUUCUGUGCUGUCAACCCCAAGUUCAUGGCCCUGAUCUGCGAGGCCAGUGGCGGAGGGGCCUUCCUGGUGCUGCCCCUGGGCAAGACUGGACGUGUGGACAAGAAUGCACCCACGGUCUGUGGACACACAGCCCCCGUGCUGGACAUUGCCUGGUGCCCGCACAAUGAUAACGUCAUUGCCAGUGGCUCCGAGGACUGCACAGUCAUGGUGUGGGAGAUCCCUGAUGGGGGCCUGACACUGCCCCUGCGGGAGCCUGUCGUCACCCUGGAGGGCCACACCAAACGCGUGGGCAUCGUAGCCUGGCACCCCACAGCCCAGAAUGUGCUGCUCAGUGCAGGUUGUGACAACGUGAUCCUGGUGUGGGACGUGGGCACCGGUGCAGCUGUGCUGACGCUGGGCUCCGAUGUGCAUCCGGACACAAUCUACAGCGUGGACUGGAGCCGAGAUGGCGCUCUCAUCUGUACCUCCUGCCGCGACAAGCGCGUGCGCAUCAUCGAGCCCCGCAAAGGCACUGUUGUGGCUGAGAAGGACCGUCCCCAUGAGGGGACCCGGCCUGUGCGUGCUGUCUUUGUAUCUGAUGGAAAGAUCCUGACCACCGGCUUCAGCCGCAUGAGCGAGCGGCAGGUGGCGCUCUGGGACACGAAGCACCUGGAAGAGCCACUGUCCCUGCAGGAACUGGACACGAGCAGCGGCGUCCUGCUGCCCUUCUUUGACCCUGACACCAACAUAGUCUACCUCUGUGGCAAGGGAGACAGCUCUAUCCGGUACUUCGAGAUCACUUCCGAAGCCCCAUUCCUGCACUAUCUCUCCAUGUUCAGUUCCAAGGAGUCCCAGCGGGGCAUGGGCUAUAUGCCCAAGCGUGGCCUGGAGGUGAACAAGUGUGAGAUUGCCAGAUUCUACAAGCUGCAUGAGCGGAGGUGCGAGCCCAUUGCCAUGACCGUGCCUAGAAAGUCGGACCUGUUCCAGGAGGACCUUUACCCACCCACCGCUGGGCCUGAUGCUGCCCUCACGGCUGAGGAGUGGCUGGGGGGCCGAGAUGCUGGGCCCCUCCUCAUUUCCCUCAAGGAUGGCUACGUGCCCCCAAAGAGCCGGGAGCUGAGGGUCAACCGAGGCCUGGAUACCGGGCGCAGGAGGAUAGUGCCAGAGGCCAGUGGGACCCCCAGCUCGGAUGCCAUAUCCCGCCUGGAGGAGGAGAUGAGGAAGCUCCAAGCCACAGUGCAGGAGCUACAGAAGCGCUUGGAUAGGCUGGAGGAGACAGUCCAGGCCAAGUAGAGGACCCUAGGGCCUCAGCUGGGGCCACGGUAUCACCUCCCUCCCUCCAUUCACACCCUUCUCCUCAGGCCACAAUGGAGAUACAAAAUAAUAAUAAAAUGGCUUUAUUUUCUGGUA